Molecule: messenger RNA, 1317 nt
Organism: Penicillium odoratum
Lineage: Eukaryota; Fungi; Ascomycota; Eurotiomycetes; Eurotiales; Aspergillaceae
Product: NAD(P)/FAD-dependent oxidoreductase
Exons: 3
Coding region: 1-1317 (438 amino acids)
Molecular function (GO): sarcosine oxidase activity; saccharopine oxidase activity; flavin adenine dinucleotide binding
Source: RefSeq, a predicted model, not a curated record
AUGGCCUCAACUAACUCCUCAUACCUCAUCAUCGGUGCUGGUGUAUUCGGUGUAUCAACUGCCUUUCACCUGAUCCAAAAGUAUCCCACUGCUUCGGUCACUCUUGUAGACCGAGAUGCAUACGACGCCGAAUCUCGCGUGGCAGCAUCAUGGGAUUGGAACAAGGUGAUCCGCGCCGAUUACGAUGACAAAACAUAUUGCAAACUAGCUCUUGAAGCCCAAGACAUUUUCAAAUCCGAUCCUCUUUGGCAGCCUCAUUUCCACCAAACCGGUGUUUACUGGAACUGUCGCAGCGACUACGCACAAACCGUCAUAACAAACCACAAAGAGCUCGGUCGCAACGACGAUAUCAUCGCGCUGCCCGUCGCCGAAGCCCGGAAACUCUACGGCGGAAUUUUUGACAACGCGGACUACACCGGUGUCAAGGAGGUUCUCAUCAACAGGGCUAGUGGCUGGGCUGCCGCCGGAGAUGCACUCCGCGCUGUCACGAAGAGGUGCCUGGAAUUGGGUGUCAAGUAUGUGACUGCUGACGUUGCCAAUCUGGAGUUCGAUGGUCGUGGCUCUUGCACCGGUUUGAAGACGAAAUCUGGAGAGGUAUUAUCGGCUACCCAUGUUAUCGUUGCGGCGGGCGCUUUCACGCCUACAUUGCUCGAGUGGAGUGCUGCGAAGAGCGGGAACCCUGGUCUCCGAGCUGGAGAACGAAUUCUGGCCGCGGGUAUCACUACUGGAAUGGCACAGCUCAAUGAGGAGCAGUAUAAGAAGUAUAAAGACAUGCCUGUUGGGUUCCAGGGCUACACACCUGAUGAAGGCAAACCCUUCAUUGGCAGUCUUCCUCCCACUACUGAUGGGGAAAUGAAGUGGUGGGGAUCCAAGAUUUUCACAAACACUCGCGAGGUGUUGCCUGGUCAUUCCAUCUCCUCUCCUCCGCCCACAUUCGAUUACAACCAGUGGAAGGUCCCUGGGCCUCUCAAGCAGGACAUUGUUGAGGCCAGGAAUCUGUGGUAUGGACCCGAGAGUGCGGAUUGGAAGAUGACGAAACACCGAAUCUGCUGGGACGCCUUCACCACUACCUCCGACUUUAUCAUUUCUCCUCACUCUGCCUCCAGAGGACUCUACGUUGCAACCUGCGGUUCUUUCCAUGGUUAUAAAUUCUUCCCUGUGCUUGGAAAGUACAUCACGCAAAUGAUUGAGGGCGAGUUGGCGCCCGAGUUGGUAGAGAAGUGGGCUUGGGAUCGACAGCGACCUGAUUCAUCUCAGAAUGUGGAGUACCCAAACUCUGAGAUGAGGCAUCUGUUGCAACCGGCGGCGAAGCUAUGA